Molecule: messenger RNA, 2399 nt
Organism: Spodoptera litura
Lineage: Eukaryota; Metazoa; Arthropoda; Insecta; Lepidoptera; Noctuidae
Source: RefSeq, a predicted model, not a curated record
GUUCGAUUCAACAUAGUUUUAUAUUUUGUUUUUUAAUAGAGCAAUGAAAUAAAAGACUAAUAUUAAACAUAACGUAAUCAAGAUUUAAUAGUUCUCACAAACAAAUUUAUACUCACUGUUUGAUAUAAUGCAGGUCGAAUUAAUGACCUGCCGAUGAACAAAAGAAAACAAACAGAUUUUAACUGUGUUAACAUAAAUCUCCAUUUUUUUAUGAUAUUUCUACAAUGAACCCAACAACCAGUUACUGUCGCCUCUGCGCUGAAUUAAAAUUACGCGACAAACUAGUAAACUUGCAGAUCGACAAGGAGUUAUGUCAAAAAGUUAUCAAUAAAUUGUCAAGGUUCCAUAUAACAAUAGAUUUCCAGGAUAAUGUACUACCUAAAACCGUGUGCCUCCUCUGCAUUAAGUCUUUAGAACAAGCAUUCAAGUUUAUCUGUGCAGUCAAUGAGGCACAGGCUUUUCUAAGUGAUUUUGUGAUGGUAAAAUGUACUGAAAGAGAUUUGGUCGAUAAUGUUGUCUCUUGUGAACUAGUUGACUGUGUUCCUAAACCUUUAGAUAGUGCGCAGGAUCCUAUGGAAAUAGGUGUUGAAGAUAGUUUUACAAAUGACCAAGUUAAAUGUGAAAACAAUAGUAGUAGUGAUGACUGUAAUUUUUAUGAGGAUAAAGGAUUUGAUUCUGUUAUGAUAAAAACAUAUUUAAAAAUUGAUCCCACUGUUAGUGAGCCUGUUCAUAUUGAGCCAAAUAAACCAAUGUUUAACAUUCUAGAUAAUUUUGCUAAUAAUACAAACUCAACUACUACUUUACAUGAAGAUAAAGAUACUAAAAAUUAUGAUGAUCAUGUUAUAUGCCAAGUUGUAAAAAUUGAAAACUUUGAUAGUCAAUGCAGUGAAAUGAUCGAAGAAAAACAUAGUACCAUCCAAGGAAAAAAAAGUAAAAAAAUUAAAACAAAAAUAUCACCAAGGAAAUCUACUGAAGUAAACAGUGGUGCAAACACCGAAACCUAUUCAGAAAAUGAUGUGAAUGAAUUAAUUGAAAACUUAGGCUAUGUCCCUGAACAGUACAUUACAAAGACCUGGCAGGAUUACCUCUGGCAAUGUUCUCAUUGUGAAACUCAAUUCACAACUAUGGAGAACCUCCAGAAACACUCCAUGGAGUUCCAUAAUAGCUGUAACUCUUAUAAAUGUGCUGAUUGUACCACUCGGAGUUCAAAUCUUAAAUUUUUCUUGAAACAUGUUCGGAAACAUCAUAAAUAUUUGCACUACUCCUGCUACAAGUGUUACAGGAUAUUUCCAAAUGUGGCCGACACAGGAAAACACAAAGCUAGAAUUCACAAGUACCGCAACAUGUGCCUUGGGUGCCACAAUAGCUUUCCCACUAAAGAACAAUUAAAAGAACAUACAGAAAAAUAUUACAAAAAGCUGUUUGACUCAAAAAAGUAUAACAAUUUGAGAACAGAUAAUUCCACAUGUAGAAUAUGCCACAAACAUUUUAAUAGUUACUCAAGCUACAAGCAUCAUUUCAUAACUCAACAUACGGAGGGAAGCAACAAUGUGUGUGAUAUAUGCGGCAAAAGUUUUAAAAGCAAAUCAGUUUUUAAUAAUCAUGUCGCUAUACAUAAAAAUCGGGAUACAUUCCAGUGUGAGAUUUGUAAAUUGCAUUUAAAAAGUCGGCAUGGUCUAAGAUAUCAUAUGGAACUCCACACUGGAAUCAAGCCAUUUGCUUGUGAUAUCUGCGGAAAAAGAUUUCGAGCGAAAAGUCAAAUUCGAAACCACCUUAUCAUCCACACUGAUCAAUUUCCGUAUGCCUGCACUGUAUGCGAUAAAAAGUUUCGUAAUAAUUCAAAUCGCAAAAACCAUAUGCUACAGCAUAGUGGCGCGAAACCACAUUCGUGUAAUAUUUGUUUUAGAGACUUUGCGAACCUUGCCAAUCGUAACAAACACGUGAGACGGAAACAUGGUGUUGAAUUGGCAAAGAGGAGACGUCAUGAGACCAACCAAGUGAAAGUGACUAGAGAAACACCAGAAGCACAAAAUAUUCAAAACCAAAUAGAUGAUAUUCAUCGUAACGAUCUCUCUGAGCCUUAGGUGAAAUACCACCGAAAUUCCAACCUCAAUAGAGUUAUUUUAAUGAAAAUUAUUCCGGUACCAAUUUAUACAAAAUUUUUUGGCGGGGAUUGAACCCGAGACUUCAGACUUCAUUCCAGUCUUGUAAACCAAUGAGGUGUCCGAAUCCGUUUCCGUUUCAUCAAUUAUUUUGUUUAAAAUACACAAAAUGUGAGAAAUAAAAUUAAUUUGUGCAAGUGCUGUUUUAUUGAACACAUCGAUUGACAUGACGGAAAUGACAAAAAAAUAAGAUAGGGCGAUAUAGUCAUCGGGAAGGUCAAAGGGGAAAUCUGUCUG